AUGAGUGCUACAUUUAAGUUUAUAACAGUGAUAGUUCUGACGCUGAUCAAAUCGUCGCUGCAACAGAGUGACUAUUGCAGCAAUACGCUGUGUCCGUGGUCCGGACCGAACAUCGCUUGCAAUGGCUUAAGGACACUAUCCCCCCGUUGUGGGCCGGAAGCCGUAGAGAUCCCGAUGAACUCCAGCUAUCGGCAUCUGAUCGUAGAUUUGCACAAUCGGUAUCGCAGCAAAAUUGCACGAGGGAAAUUGUUAGGGCAGAAUCAGAUCUUUCCAACGGCAGCUCGCAUGGCAACAAUGCAAUGGGAUGAUGAGCUGGCAGCGAUUGCAUCGGCAAAUACAAGAAGAUGUGUGUAUGGUCACGAUAAGUGUCGUAAUUCGUUCCGAUAUCAUGCAUCUGGCCAGAACAUUGCUAUACGAUAUUACUAUGGACAGACGUUUGAAAAUGAUGAUUUGAUGCAACAGUUCAUUACGAGCUGGUUUUCGGAAUAUUCUGAUACUAGGGUCGAGUUCAUUGGACAAUAUCCGGACAAUUAUGUAGGUCCCAAAAUAGGACACUUCACCCAGAUUGUGUCCGAUCGGGCCAUAUCCGUAGGAUGCUCCAUGGUUCGUUGGAUCUCGGAGCCAUGGAUAAACAGUUACUUCGUUUGUAACUAUGCCAUCACCAACAUCAUCGGUUAUCCAGUGUAUCGUGCAGGACCCACGUGUUCUGGCUGCCAAGCCGGAUGCAGCUUGCAGUACCCAGGACUAUGCAAUAUUGGUGAAAAUAUAAAUCCUAAUCCUUGGUAG
Molecule: messenger RNA, 786 nt
Organism: Culex pipiens pallens (northern house mosquito)
Lineage: Eukaryota; Metazoa; Arthropoda; Insecta; Diptera; Culicidae
Product: antigen 5 like allergen Cul n 1-like
Exons: 3
Coding region: 1-786 (261 amino acids)
Source: RefSeq, a predicted model, not a curated record